GUGCUGUACCCCUCCUCACACCCAAGCGGAGUUAAAAUUCGCUCCCCCGAUAAACUCCUAGGCUUAACUCCAGCGCCUUACAUACCUCAACAAAGUCAUAAAUUCCUAAUAUUAUAGACUAGCUCAUCUAUGUAUAGUCAAGGUAGCACCCGUCUUUAAAUAAUUCCACGCCAAAUAGUUUUUAUUUGUACCAUUUUACGCUAAAUAUAAUCAGGGCCCUAUCACACUCAAUUUCCUUCAUAUACACUUAAAAUGGCAACCCCCCUCACAAAAUCUCAUAUCCUAUCUAUUUUCUCAAACCUCUCCACCGGUAACACCACAGCCUUCUUCGCGAACGUCACCGACGAUGUCGAUUGGCUGGUCGCCGGGCAAUCACAUCCAUUGGCUGGACAUUGGACCUCGAAGCAGAGGUUCUUCGAAGAUAGUUGGAUGAGAGUAGGAGCUGUGCUGCAGAAGCCUAUGCAGUUGAGCAUCGUUGGCGUGAUUGUGGAGCCGGAGGGUGAGGGGUUGAAGGGGAAGGCAGUUGUGGAGUUAAAGGGUGUGGGCGGGGUCUUGAAGGAUGGGAAUGAGUACAAUAAUGAGUACUGCUGGGUCGUCGGAUUCAAUGAGGUAGGCAAGAUUGCCUCGGUUCGGGCGUAUUUGGAUACAGCGAAAUUAAGAGAUGCGUUGGAUGGAAACGAAUAACUCCCUCCUUCUCGACCCUCCAAGUACUGGCGUGCAUGUAACUCCGAACUCCCAGGUCCUUAGUAGAGAAACCUCCCAUUUGGAAUCGUCAACACCCACCACUAUCAUCGCAGCUUCCACAAUCACCCUUACAACAUUUGCGACAGCAACGCACCCAUCCCAGA
Lindgomyces ingoldianus is the source of this 848-nucleotide messenger RNA. RefSeq lists its product as uncharacterized. The transcript is spliced from 2 exons. NCBI's taxonomy places the organism in Eukaryota, Fungi, Ascomycota, Dothideomycetes, Pleosporales, Lindgomycetaceae. The coding region runs from base 253 to 684 and encodes 143 amino acids. The record is from RefSeq and is a predicted model, not a curated record.